AUGGUAAUUAAAACAAACGAAAAGGUCGCCAUCAAAAUAAUUCAAAAGCGUGAUGUAAACGCAACAGGUGGUGAAUUAUUUGAUCAUAUGUGUGAUCGCGGAAAAUUUACCGAAGCUGAUGCCGUAGAAGUUAUAAAAACAGAACUUACGCAAUAG
Ambispora leptoticha is the source of this 156-nucleotide messenger RNA. NCBI's taxonomy places the organism in Eukaryota, Fungi, Glomeromycota, Glomeromycetes, Archaeosporales, Ambisporaceae. The record is from the annotation of a GenBank genome assembly.